AAAUGUUUAUUUUUUCUUCUUUGAUAAUAGAAUUAUGUAAAAUUAUAUAUAUAAGUAGUUGAUAUAAAAUAUAUAUACGAAUAAGAGUAAGAUUCCUUAAUUUUGCCCUUCAAAGAUACUUGUUUAUCUAAGAAAAUAUUUAUAUGAAUUAAUUGAAUAAUGAAUGGAUAUCAAAUAUUUUCGGUACAUAAUUUAGCAAAAAUAGCUUUUUGCGGAAGUAUUCUUAUAACAACUAUGGGAUAUACUUUAAAUUAUUAUAUUGAUAAAAGAAUUCGAAGAACAUUAGUAUAUAGAAGCGCACUGGAAAUAUUUUAUAAUCAUAAGAAGACUAUUGAACAUUUGGGACAACCGAUAAAAGAAGGAAAAAUAAAAGCUGAAUCUAAUAAUGAAAAUAGUGAUAUUAAGAAAUUCAGUCUUUAUGUAAAAGGAAUUAAUACUAAAGGAAAAUUAAAUUGUGAGUAUCAAGUUGAGUCAGACAAAAGUGAAAUCAAGAUAAAAAAAGUAGAAAUUGAAUUUAAUGAUGUUCCUAAUAAAAUCUUUGUGAUUCAUGAACAGAUAAAAUAAUGAAAUAUAUUGUUUUAUUUUGUAUUUCUCUUAUAUUUUUCUGGUAUUGUGUAAAAGUUUACAAAAGCAUAUUACUGUAUAAAUUUCAAAAAAGAGUUAAUAUGACAUCUUAAUUAUAUUUAAUAUUAUAAAAUUAUAAAUAAAUAUAAUUAAUUUAUUUAA
This is a messenger RNA of Apis laboriosa (Himalayan honeybee), 726 nucleotides long. RefSeq lists its product as uncharacterized. Gene Ontology annotation, cellular component: mitochondrial inner membrane. Gene Ontology annotation, biological process: mitochondrial respiratory chain complex IV assembly; mitochondrial respiratory chain complex I assembly. The transcript has 2 exons. The record is from RefSeq and is a predicted model, not a curated record. Lineage: Eukaryota; Metazoa; Arthropoda; Insecta; Hymenoptera; Apidae. Bases 160 to 564 code for a protein of 134 amino acids.